CUGUUUUACUCCGCUUCGUCAGUACGUCGCACGACGGUGCGGCGGGUAGUGUUUGGGUUUUUUGCGAUAGUCGCGCGCGAGUAAACGUGUUGAGGAAAUUGUGUGUUUUGGAGAGUCCAAUGACAAUCCAAUGUCUCGCGUCCGUUUCUUGUCGCAGUAACACGAGAAGUUGGCCGAUGUCACACUGCUUUUACCAUCGCAAUGCACUUCAUGUAACGAGGAAACAUUGCGCGCGCGCGCGAAUGCCUUGCUUUGAAAACGACGCGAAACGGCGGUGAAACGAUUGCAAGAUCAUAACAGAGAUCGAUUCUCAACGUAUUUUCAAGUUUGUGCCCGGUGAACAAUUGAUACAAGAAGGAGGAGAGAAGAAACAGAAGCGAGGAAGAAAAGUACAGUGGAGUAUACAGUGGAACUGGCAGCAAGUGCAUCGAGUCGCUUCGUCGCUUCGUCCGGGCGGAUCGGUCCACACACGCGAAACUAUGCGACCAAAUUAACGACACGGCGAAGGAAGCAACAGAGAGUGAGAGAAAGAGAGAAGGAGCGAGAGCGAGUCGCAGAGGCAAGUCGCGGCGAGCAAGAACGCCGCGACCGGUUGAAGCCGUGCGAGAAUAUGCGCGAGAGGCGGACCUGAGCGCGAGCGAGCCAUGGAGGACGUAGCAGCAGCAACAGCGCAGGAUACCUGCUUCGGGGCGGGCAGCAUAGCCGGAGCCGUGAUCGGGACCUUUCUGACGACGAUCCUUCUGCUCGCCGUCGCCGGGUUUCUCUACAGGCAGUGGCGCAGACAUAAGGGUAAGCACUUGGUGCUGAUGACGGAUCCCGAGAUUGUCGAAGACGCGUACGCCUUUGACAAUCCUUGCUUCAAGGAUGCCACGCCUGCCGCUAUUAGUCGCGUCACAGAGAGAUCGUCGUCGACUGUACCCGGGGACACGCCUGCGAAGGAUUCUACACGAUGGUCCACGCCUUGGACAUCCUUGGGUCUCGGGUCGGCUAUCCGCAGCGAUAAACGCCGUACCCUCGACGACUCCUGCGUCGGACCCAAGGCCACCCGGGUCAGCGUGGUCAGUCUGCGUAGCCGUGACUUCACCGGUCUCGGCUUUAACGUGUGCGGUAACAUGAGGGAGGGCAUCUUCGUCAAGGACCUGCUGCACCGCGGCCCCGCAUCCGAGUCCGGACGGAUACACCCUGGCGAUCGCAUCUUCAGCGUGAAAAUCAGCUUCCGCAACAUGGUGUACGAGGACGCGCUGACGAUUCUGAGCUACGCCUCGCCGUACGACGUGGAGCUGGAGGUGGAGAACGGCGGCAGCGGCUCAAAGCCGACGACGUUGCUGAAGAAGAGCGUCGGCCCGAGUCCGAUGAGGAUCUGCCAUCCGCUCUACAGGAGCCAGUCGAUUCCGGAGAUGUCGAAAGCUCACACGAGCGUUGCAAAGCGGCUCUUCAUAGCCGACCCGAAUGAGUCCGUAAGCUCCAACUAUUCGCCGAUGAACUCGACCGUCAAGUCCGCGAAAUCAACGCCGGGAAGCGGGCAGAGCCUCGAAAGGCAUCACGAGGAGACGAAGAACAAUCAUCAUAAAUUCGGCAUCAAAGUGCUGCCGGCACUGGACGGCACCGUGCAUCGCAUCGAGAAUCAGAACGAGCAUAACACGAACCUGGAGAGAAGGCACUCGCGCAAGAUGGACGCGGAGAAGCUGACGAACAGACAAUCCACAACGUCAGGAGAGGCUGCGGGCGACGAUAGAAAGCUCAGUAGUGAGCGUCUUCAGCAACGCUCGGACUCGAGAAUCGCCGAUGUGCGCAGCAUCGACACGCCGGAUAAAGGCGGCAAGAGCGCCGAUGGUGGGCUCAAUAUACCGUCAGAGAUGCCGACGGAAGUGCACAACGCAGCCAUGGCGGCUCGUAGAAACAGGAAGAGUAGCUCGGAGCCGCUGAAGGAUGCGCAGAAAAUCAGCUCGUCGGAGUCGGAAGGCGCCAAGAGUCCGCAGAAGAACAAGCGGAAGGCGCCGGCACCGCCGAAGAGCAGCAACGAGACCGCCGCAUCGCCGGCGAAGAGGGACGCCAUCGAUACCAUCGACAGCAUCGCCGACUACACGGAAUCACUGUGCGAUUACGUGAAUAAGACGCGUGAGAACACGGACGCCGCCGCGGACGCCCGCAGGCAACGUCUGGAGAGUCAAUCGAUGGUGAAGAGACGGAAUUCCGAGUCGGACACCGAUAGCGAGAUGCAGAAUAGCUUUACGACGAUCGAGCUGAACCCGGCGGACAUCACGAUUCACCGCACGCCGGUGCCGGAGGCAAAUGACGACAACGAGGACGAGGACGACAUGUACAGGAAGGCGGCCAGCCUGGGUGAUCUGUCUAAGUACGAAAACAAGACCGCGACAACGCUGGAGCGAGCGCAGAGCCUCGACAUGAGCGCCGAGAGCGGCGCGAAGAAGCGCAAGGCGCCGUUGCCGCCUGAGGACAUUAACGAAUCCACGGAGGACCUCACGAAGCUCGAUCAGAUCGACACGUUCGACCGACGGAAGUUGAAGAAAUCGAACGAGUGGGGUACUCUGGAAGAUGUGAUUUGGAGCGAGGCUGCUGCCGAGGCGGACGGAAAGGCGCGCGGCAAGGCGCGUACGAGAAAGAAGAGCAAUGGCACCCUCGAGCGAUCCAAGUCCGCGGUGGAAAUUAAGCUGAAGGAUGAAGUUACCGUAGCGACGGUAGUGGAUGAUACAUCCGAGAAGAAGAAACCCGAUGAUGACUCGGAUCACGAUACCAUUAGUAUCGAGUUGUACAAUCUGCCGUUGAGCAAGCGACUGACUCAGGAGUUUAUUCACACCGAACGGAUGUUCAAUCCGGACGAGGACAAUUCUCUAGCUAGAAUCGUGAACGAUGGCCAGGUGGUGAAGAGCCCAACCCCAGAGGAAGUGGAGCUCAACUUCCAGCUGGCUGACAAGAAACGCUCCUCCGAGGAAAGUAAGCACGAGAAAGAAAACGGAAGUGAUGCGGAGAAUCUCGCACCGGAGAAAUCGGAGGACUUUAGUCGCGCGUUGCGCUACUUCGAGUUGCACGCCAACGCGUCGCCGACGUCCGCAGAACCGACGACGAAGGUCAAUCUGACGCAGUUGGAGGAAUGGAAGGAAGAAAAAGCGCCCGUUAACGAUGCAUCGCUGUAUGUCGGCCGGCAGCCGGUCGUGGAGGAACCCAUCUCGAAGGUGACAAUAGACAGAGGUUGUCGCUACUGCGACGACAAAUGCAACCGACAUAGCGCCGAAUGUGAACACGGGAAGCACGUCGAUAGGUCGACGCACACGCAUCGCGCGACCGCGCGAUCCUUGUCCGAAGACAGCAAAACGACGAACGAGAGAGAAACGGAGCGGACGUCCACGCCGACGCAUCUGCGAAUUCACGCGUCCAAGUCGGAGCCGGAUAGAUACAACAAAUCCCAGGAUCUUGGAGAAGAAAAUGCGGAGAGAAAGAACGGCGGCAGCUUCUCGACGUUCCUCGCGCACCGGACGAAAUUCGAGCAGCGAGGGACGGAUCAACCGCACGAUAGGUACUCGCCGAGCAAGCCUAAGUCGCCGACCGACUCCUCGUACGCCGAUAUGCACUUUGCCAGACGCGUCAUCAACGUCUCCGGACACGACGAGGACGACGAGGAGGAGGACGAAUACGAGUUCGGCGUGACGGCCAACAGCCGCAAGAGUCCAUGCUCGCCAAAAGAGGAUCGUCACAACAUUAGCAGCGUCAGCGUGUCGAGCGGCGAAAAUAGUGAGGACAGCGGUCUGGUCCGGGAAUCGAUGGACUACAACAAUUCACAGGACUCAGAGAGCCGUCCACCGUUGCCCAACACGCCCAUGCCGAACGCUACCCAGAAGAUGACUUACAUCACGGAGAUCAAGGUGUCGUCCAACAAGGAGGGUGGUAUUCGCGAGGUCGGCAGCGAAAACGAUGAGCUGACGAUCGAGAGCAACGGCGAGCCACGAAAGCCGGUGCAGCACGAGAUCAAAGUAACGUCGAACGGCAAACCGACGUCCGGCAAGAAGCCGCCGGUACCGCCGAGGCGAUCGGACAUCGCUAAGAGCCCGAAAGAAGAUCGGACGGACAAGCAAGUCGUUUACGUGUCCGAGUACAAGUCCACGACGGGCAAAGGCGCGCAGAUCCUGGACGCAAACCCAUCAGAGAUCAAGCAGUCGGAGAACAAAAAGUUCGAGCAUUGGAUCUUUAUGGCCGAUAAAGAGCAGAAUCGCUGGAGUCCUGCUUCUGGUCAACCGCAGCCCGUAACGAACAUCGUAUUGUCGUCUCGAGAGGAGACGAAUUAAAAUAUCGAUCUUCGAUUCCCUUGUUACACGCGAUAACAUGGAUGCGAGCAGAAAUAAUCAAUAAUCUAUCAUUCAGUUUCGAAAAGAUAGUACAUUAAAAAAAAAAAGGCUGGAAAUGAGAUUUCUUAAUAUACAAUGUUAUGAAGACGAAUUACGAUUAAGGCUAAUGAAUGUUGAGUACUUUGAAAAAUAACAAUAUAUUGGAAUGAUGUUCUUUCUAAAAUAACUGAUUUAAUUAAAAUUUUCAAAUGAAAAGAA
Messenger RNA from Linepithema humile (Argentine ant), 4559 nucleotides. RefSeq lists its product as uncharacterized. Gene Ontology annotation, molecular function: protein binding. Gene Ontology annotation, cellular component: nucleus; cytoplasm. NCBI's taxonomy places the organism in Eukaryota, Metazoa, Arthropoda, Insecta, Hymenoptera, Formicidae. Gene Ontology annotation, biological process: regulation of RNA splicing. The record is from RefSeq and is a predicted model, not a curated record.